Periophthalmus magnuspinnatus is the source of this 4241-nucleotide messenger RNA. It is a transcript of the gene enah, whose product is annotated as ENAH actin regulator. Gene Ontology annotation, molecular function: SH3 domain binding; profilin binding. Bases 138 to 2444 code for a protein of 768 amino acids. The transcript is spliced from 14 exons. NCBI's taxonomy places the organism in Eukaryota, Metazoa, Chordata, Actinopteri, Gobiiformes, Gobiidae. The record is from RefSeq and is a predicted model, not a curated record. Gene Ontology annotation, biological process: axon guidance; actin polymerization or depolymerization; actin polymerization-dependent cell motility.
UUCUGUAUCAAGUCAACUUCACAGUUGAGCAGAAAGCAUACAGCAAACUGUUGCGUUAGGGGAACACAAGAGCAACAACAAAGGGUCCAGAAAAGGAUUACCGUACUGGUGGAGGUGGCAAAAACUCCUGCGCCAAAAUGACUCGAGACUCUGAACAGAGCAUUUGCCAGGCGCGGGCUGCUGUCAUGGUAUAUGACGAUGCCAACAAGAAGUGGGUCCCUGCAGGAGGCUCCACUGGCUUCAGCAGAGUGCACAUCUACCAUCACACAGGAAACAACGCCUUUCGGGUGGUAGGACGCAAAAUACAGGACCACCAGGUGGUGAUAAACUGUGCCAUUCCCAAAGGCCUGAAAUAUAACCAGGCCACACAGACGUUCCACCAGUGGCGUGACGCCCGACAGGUUUAUGGCCUCAACUUUGGAAGCAAAGAAGACGCCAAUGUAUUUGCCAGUGCCAUGAUGCAUGCACUGGAAGUGCUCAACUCUCAGGACACAGGCUCCACACUGCACAGACAGGGACCCUCGGUUCAAAAUGGCCCCACAACAGAGGAGCUGGACCUCCACAGAAGGCAACUUCAAGAGCUACAGAGACAGAAGGAGUUGGAACAGGAACGUGAACGGCAAGAAAGGGAGCGCCAGGAACGGGAGCGCCAGGAACGGGAGCGCCAGGAACGGGAGCGCCAGGAACGGGAGCGCCAGGAACGGGAGCGCCAGGAACGGGAGCGCCAGGAACGGGAGCGCCAGGAACGGGAGCGCCAGGAACGGGAACGCCAAGAACGGGAAAGGCAGGACUUGGAACGCCAGGAACGAGAACGUCAAGAACAGGAACAUGUGGAGCAGAGAGAAGUGCAGGAGCAAAGGGAUACACUGGAGCAGAGGGAGGUCGAAGUGAUGGAGCAAGAGGGUGAGCAGUUGGAGAGAGAGCAGCUCGACUGGGACAGAGGCAGACGCCCAUCCAACACAGCCCUUGAAAGCACUCCAUACACUCCCACUCCUCAGGAAUUCAGCCAGAUGUCUAUACCAUCCUCUCCCUCUGCAUCAGCGUACCCUAGCGCAGGUGCACCUUCUCUAGUCACUCCUCCCACACCCCCGCUCAGACACUCUGCUUCUCGGUUUGCCACGUCUCUUGGAUCGGCCUUCCAUCCGGUCCUGCCUCACUAUGCCACUGUCCCCAGGCGUCAACAGGGGGACAUACCUCCAGUACCCACACCUACAGCCCCACCACCAAAGUCCUCUGUGUGGUCUUCCUGUAGCUUCACCCCUUUGCCCCCCUCACCCCCCAUCAUGAUUAGCAGCCCGCCUGGGAAAGCAACAGGUCCUAGGCCACUCAUCCCAAUCGCUUCCCCGUCUCCUCUCACCCAUAGGCCUCCUUCACCCUCCCCAAAUGGUGCGCCUACAUACCCUGCGCCCUCUCCAGUUACCGUGCUUCACAGCCACACUCCCAUGGGUCCUAGUUGCCCAACACCACCACCACCCACCCCACCACCCAUUCAUCCCUUGCCGUUCCCCUCGUCCUUUUCGUCUGCCCCCUCCUCACCGCAGGCUCCUGGUUUGCCCUCUGCCUCCACAGCGCCCUCUGCUGCAGCUGCGGAGUACUUGUCCUCAGGCUUGACAGGAGACACCGGCCCUGACGCCCUGCCUCGAGGGCCCUGCUCAAAGCCCCAGGACUCCACCCCAGGCCUUAGUGCACCCACUCCCCCACCACCUCCACCCUUGCCACCCGGCUCCACUGUGACUAGCCCCAUGACUCCCACAGUUCCACCAGGACAACCUCCCCCACCACCACCUCCGCCGCUGCCCCCCACCCUAACUCCUGGGGGGACUUCACUUACACCAGGCCCCCAUCCUCCACCAGGAGCACCACCUCCCCCCCCCGCCCCUCCUCUACCUGCUGGGCUCUUCAGUCCAGCAGAGGAACGCCCUCUUUCAGGACUCGCUGCUGCCCUUGCUGGAGCCAAGCUGCGCAAAGUGCCACGGAGUGAUGAUCCAUCUUCAGCUUUGGUAGCCACCUUGGCAGGUGCCAAAACUGAGACAAGGGGCAAUGGGCACUUACCUGGAGGAGGUGGUCUGAUGGAAGAGAUGAGCGCUUUGCUAGCAAGACGGAGAAGAAUUGCAGAAAAGGGCUCAUCACCUGAACCUGACCAGAGAUCAGAUGAGGGCGACUCAAACACAACACCGAAAGUGUCUGCCUGUAGCACCCCAGAUAUGCCCAGGAAGCCAUGGGAAAGAGCAAACACCAUGAAUGGUAGCAAAUCUCCAGUAAUUGGAAGACCCAAGUCCACACCCACUGCUUCCCUAAGUGCCAACGGCGUUCCGACAGAGACAGUAGACUAUGACCGACUGAAACAGGAUAUCCUGGAUGAGAUGAGAAAGGAGCUCUCAAAGCUUAAAGAAGAGCUGAUUGAUGCAAUCAGGGAAGAACUUGGCAGAUCCAGCACAGCAUAAAGAUCCAUACACACGCCACUGUUCCUGUUGCAGCAGAGGAGGCAGAGACAGGAGACGGGCAGGGGGAACCAACAAGCCCUGCUGUAAACCUUUUCCAUCAUGACUGUAAAGUGGCAUUGUGUGUGGCCACUGUAAAGCUUGUCUUCCUUCAAUACUAUUUAACCUGACUAUGUUCAUUCAUGAGACAACUUAUCAGCAAACCAAGUGUAGAUCUAUGGCCAUAACAAGUAGCUCAAUAAUGUUUUUUUUAUUGCAGAGGAAUUCCAUAACAAGUGGACACAAUAAGUUGAGCACUCCACCAAACCUUCCUGUACUGUUGAAUAGCAUUUUUGUUCCCCUCUCCUGGUCAUAUUUCAUUGUCAAGACUCAGCCACGAAGUUUUCUGAUCAGCAAUAAGUGUAGCAUUUUGUUAAGAGGGUGAGGCCUCCAUACAUUGGACAUACUGCUGCAUGAUUCUCUAUCAGUCCAAGGAUACAGAAGUAAUAGAGUCAAUAUUUCAAAAGGUGCCCUGGCAUGAAGGAGAAUUGUGCCAUUGACUUUUUUUUUUUCCUUUUACUCAGUGUUCUUCUGUUUUUCUUUUAUACCCAGUCUGGGAACAGUCUCAACCAAAUUUUUGAGAGGCAUAGAUUGUCUGGGGCUCAGAAAUGUGGUAGCUUUUGGUUUCACACAUCCUUUUGGGCAACUUACUAUGUAGCCACCAUGUUAGAAAGGUAUUAACAUGUCACAAGUUAUGAAGCUUCUAUCACUCUAGGCUACGAAAUUGGUCUGUUCAUUAUAGAUGAUCAGCCUUUCCAUUUUUAUUUGUCAUUUUAUACCAUUUAUAUUAGGCCAAAGAAGUUGGUGACUCACGUAAAUGCCUAAAAGGACUCCUAAGAAAGCCAAUUGAAAACUCAAUAAUCAGUUCAUAGGGCUUUCCUCCAGUCCCAAAAGUGUCAGGUCUCAAGCAGAAAAGUUAUUGUUUACCUAUAGCUUCAAAUAAAUACUUAAGCUACAGUUCAUCUUUAUGUGCCUCACCACUUGAUCGUUACAAAGACAAUCAAUCUGAACAGGUAUUUCAGUGUUGGUGACAAUAGAAGGAUCACUUUGAAAUUAGAACAGAUCAAAAAGGAUAGAAGGCUCAAAUCGGUACUGCAGUUCAUCAGAGAUCAAGAAAAUCUAACAUUGCAUUUUAUGUUUUGGCAGUCAUAGUAAUAUAUUGAACUGUUUUUUUCUGAUUUUGGUCUAAUUUCAGGUAGAAGGACUAAAUUAGAUUGUCCUGAAAAGUAAGUGUAGGUCUAUUUAACCAGCAACAUCUGUUGCUGUUUCACUAGAACUGCUGCUUCAACCUUUGAUUUUUUUUUUUUCUCCAAAGGUUGAUAAAGUGAAGGUCAGUAUGGCCACAUUCUGGGAAGUUUGAGAAAAUUAUGAAGAUGGUGCCUUGAUCUGAAGUCAUGUUUAAUAAUAUGAAAAACGUGAUACUACAUAGUUCUGGGACACAUGUUUUUUUUUUUUUUUAAUCCCUCAUUUCUGUUCUCUGUUAAAUAUGAAAUGUUUCAUUCUUUGGUGUGGAGGGCACUUCUUCCAAAUACAUCCAAUCUACACUGAUUUAAUGUUGCUUUUUUGUCUAGUUUUAAUUGUCCUCUGCAGAAAUGAAGGAUGUUUCCAUGUUGCCUUUCUCUGAACGGUGCAGUCAGGCCCACGUAGUGUUUCCAAGCUCAUUUCUUUGACCACACUGUUCUCAUGUGAAUUAGUUUUUUUUCUUACAUGCUAACCUAUUUUGUUUCAGCAAGUUUAUUAAAGUUACUAUACAAAUUUGUA